Molecule: messenger RNA, 1404 nt
Organism: Pollicipes pollicipes
Lineage: Eukaryota; Metazoa; Arthropoda; Thecostraca; Pollicipedomorpha; Pollicipedidae
Product: organic cation transporter protein-like
Exons: 4
Coding region: 1-1404 (467 amino acids)
Biological process (GO): transmembrane transport
Cellular component (GO): membrane
Molecular function (GO): transmembrane transporter activity
Source: RefSeq, a predicted model, not a curated record
AUGGCGGAUACGGCAGAGAGUGGCAAGGCCAAGGAGAAGUCCGAGCAGAAGGCGGAGGUGCUCUUCGAGGACGUGCUGGAGCGGUGUUGCGGCACCGGCCGCUGGCAAACGCUGCUCAUCGGGUACUUGUCAGUCUUGUGGCUGCUCUUCCCCGCCUUUUCCAUGUCCAUGAUGUUCGUCGGCGCCACGCCCAAGUUUAGAUGCGCCGACGGCUUCGCCGCCAAUGCCACUUUCGCCUCGCUGCCGUCCGAUACGCCGCGCUGCCACGCGGCCAACUCGACGGCCGCCUGUCAGCGCUGGGCGUACGACCCGUCCGUGUACGUGUCGACGGUGGUGACCGAGUGGACGCUGGUGUGCGGCCGCAAGCCGCUGCUCUCACUGCUGCAAUCGUGGCUGAUGAUCGGCGCCCUGUUCGGCUCGGUGGUGAGCGGCCACUUCGCGGCCGUGCGCUUCCUGACGGGCGUCGCCAUGUCGGCCAUGAUCAGCAGCCAGUACGUGCUGAUGAUGGAGCUGUCCAGCAGCGAGCGGUGCGCCGCGAUCGGUAUCGUCUCAAUCAUGCCAUUCGCCUUUGGCACCUGUCUCGUCGCGCUAGGCUCGUACCUGAUCCGCACGAGAUGGCUGCUCCAGCUGGCGUACGCCGUGCCGUGUCUUAUCUUCCUGUUCAACUUCUGGCUGAUGCCCGAGUCGCCCCGCUGGCUGGUGCUGCAGGGCCGGUUCCCGGAGGAGGUGCUGCAGCUGAUGGCGGAGGCGCGGAACAACAUGCUGUCCCGCCAGACCACUACGAAGACCACCGACGGCCACAGUCCGCUGCAAAUGAUGCUGCAGCUGGUCCGGACGCCGCACAUGCGCCGCCGAACACUCAUCGCCGUCUUUCUCGGCUUCAUCAUCGCCGGCUCCUACUUCGGUAUCUCGUUUGACACGACGCAACUGGCGGCGAGCCCGCAUCUGGCGGCGGUGUUUAUCGGUCUCGCCGGCAUUCCCUCCAGCUUAGUGUUUCCCCUGCUGGACCGACUGGGACGGCGACCCUCGCUGAUCCUCCUCCUCUGGCUGCAGGCCGCUGCCAUGCUACUCACCUUCGUACAGAAGGACACCACGCUCUGGCUGGUGCUCGGCGUGGUCGCCAAGAUCGGCGUCUCCUCCGCGUAUAACACGAUAAUGGUGUUCACUGCCGAACUGAUGCCCACCGAGGUCCGCUCGCUGGCCGAGCUGCACGAGAGCGCGCCGUCGUCCGUGUUCGCCGGCCUCGCCAUGCUGGGCGGCCUCGCCGGCCUGCUCCUGCCCGAGACCAACGGCCGCCCGAUGCCGGAGACGGUGGCCGAUGUAGAUGGGCAGCCGGUGUCCGCCGCACCGACCGCCGAACGCACCCGCACCAAUGAGACGUGCCAGGGCGCUGAUGAUCCGUGA